This is a messenger RNA of Lytechinus pictus (painted urchin), 1865 nucleotides long. RefSeq lists its product as uncharacterized. The record is from RefSeq and is a predicted model, not a curated record. The coding region runs from base 286 to 1779 and encodes 497 amino acids. The transcript has a single exon. Lineage: Eukaryota; Metazoa; Echinodermata; Echinoidea; Temnopleuroida; Toxopneustidae.
ACAAGUGUUAGGUUCAUAGAGGAAUAUAAUGUGAAAAGUCCAAAUCGAUACAGAUUGUGUAUGUGAUCACUAACCGGAUAUCAUGUGAUCUAAUCACAGCGGGAAACAUGUGCGUUGUGGAAUAUACUAGUAACGUGUGCACGUAAUAAAGCCAUUGCAGUCUGAAAUUCCUUCGAGGCAACAAAUUUUUUAGGAGGUUGCAACGUUUUUGUUUUCCCCAACGACGAAAUAGCGAUAUUUGUCUUCUAUUUUAGUCAUUCCAUAAUCGCACAGAAUCGGAAAACAAUGGGGAAGAGGAGAAAGGCCACCACUGAACCGGCUCAGACGCGUUCUCGGGCAAAACGAGGUAGAAGUCGAGGCACCCGCCAGACAAAAACGACAGCUGCCUCACACGCAACUCGGACGGUAGCUCCACCGGGAAGCGGUAGGCCUACGAGUACGACGGGGAAUGAGCCCGGACAAGCCCCCGCAGCCACUGCAGCAGGAGCAGCGCCAGAACUCAUUGACGUUGAGCAGGGUCGUUCAUCCGGCCGUUCACCCAGCCGUUCAGCUAAGAGGCCAGCAGCUUCACAAGGGCCUGUGCUGCAAUUACCAUCCACCCAGGGUCAGACUCAGAGUUGUCCCAGGCCCAGCACUAGUAAUAAUACCGCAGGUGAGCCUUCUCGACCUGAAUACGUGUCAGUACAAAUACAAGAUAAUACAGAUUCGUUCUGCGUACCUGGCCAUACUAAUAAUAACAUUACAGGUCACGAAUCGCACAAUAUUAGAGAACGAAGUCAGUCUGGGAUGGUACGAGAGACCCCAUUCACAUCAUCCUUCCCCGCAAUUGUACCUCCUAGUGUUCAGAUAAGAACCGACCUAACUCAAAAUUCACACUGUGUCCAUGAUAAUGAGGCCACAGGGCCAAAUAACCAAACCAUAAUCAAUACAGAACGUAGACCUAACACAGAUAACAUGAAUAGAGGCUAUCUCCACCCUCACCAUUCCCCGUUAAACCCUGUAGGUGACACACUGGGUGUAUCUAUUCCCCAAAGCAUAAAAGAAAAGAUUUGGAAGGGGGAGUAUGUGGAUCUAAAUCUGUUAGUUAACGCCCAAGAUGUAGCCUCUAACACACUGCGCGAAGCAGCAGAACAGAGAACUAAUCUGGCGAUAGCCGAGGAGGAAGGAAAAUGGGUGUUAAAGCCCUACAAUGCCCCCUCCAAAAACAAAAUCAUGUCCAUUGAAAUUUGGACAAAUGCCUUCCUAAUAUACAUGAGCGUCUAUCUGGCAGCAAAUCCACGACACACUCAUGAAAUUCUGAAGUACUGUCACCUCAUUCGUUCUGCUGCUUCACGCUACUACGGAUAUGGUUGGAGGGACUACGAUAUAGAAUUUCGGCACCGAUUUCAUGCCACAGGGGGUUCCUGGGCGGAGAUAAACGGGGAGUUGUGGCUCCUCCACGUAGUAGGGGGUGGAUCUCCACGUUCGGCAAGGGGCCCUGCCCCCUUUCAUCAACAGUGGGUAAACAAAGAGGGCAAACGCCCAGGCGUGCCGGCUGCAAAUCUCGGACCGGCUAGGAAAAAGGGCCCUCAAUACGCACAGUCACAGGCAACCACUUUUCGCAAAUAUGGGGUGUGCCACGAACUCAACUUCAGAUCUGGUUCGUGCAAACGUAAGGACUGUAGAUAUGCCCACAAAUGUGUACAGUGCCACGCAAGCGGGCAUGGGAAAGUUCAUUGCCCACUCAAACAAACCAACGCAAUCAACACCACACAAAUUAAUAGACCUAACACACAAUAAGGGGCCAAACAAAGGAGACAUACACAAAAUCGAUAUCAAGGAAGUGAUGUCCUUGGCCCAUGUUCCAAUCAAGCUUCAGAAUCUAA